CUUCCGCUAAAUUAAAUCGGAAGUAAGUACGUGGCUGCUUCAGGCAGCUCAUAUUCUGCAUGAUGGCGACAGAGGUUCAGAGCGGCGACCUCAACAAUGGCAGUUCUAGCCGGCUCGAAGUCUCAAUCGAUGGCCUCACCCUCAGCCCGGAUCCCGAGGGCGAGCAGGAGCAAGUCUUUGAACCGGACCCCGUGCCCGCGGAGCAGGAGACCGAGGACCAGAGCACCGCCGAAGCCACCGACGAUGGGCAGGAAGGCGAGUCUGCCAAAACCACGAUAGAGAGGAAAUGGGGCUUUGGUUUGCUGGAGCUAUACGGACUAGCAUUGAAAUUCUUCAAAGAUAAGGAUGGGAAGGCCUUUCACCCCACCUAUGAGGAGAAGCUUCGUCUGGUGGCCCUCCACAAGCAGGUGUUACUGGGGCCAUACAACCUCGACGCCUCUCCAGAGGUGGGCUUCUUUGACGUCCUGGGCAAUGACCGCAGGAAAGAGUGGGCUGCUCUGGGUAACAUGGAGAAGGAGGAGGCCAUGGUGGAGUUUGUCAAGCUGUUGAACAAAUGCUGUAAUUUAUUCGCUCCUUACGUCACCUCCCACCAAAUAGAGAAGAAGGAGCAGGAAAGGAAACGGAGGGAGGAGGAGGAACGACAGCGCCGGGAGGAUGAAGAGCGGGAACGACAGAGACAGGAGGAGGAGAGGCAGAGGCUGGAGGAGGAGGAGAGGCUGAAGAGGGAGGAGGAGGAAAGGAGACAGUUGGAUGAGGAGAGGCUACGGGUGGAGCAGCAUAAACAGCAGAUCAUGGCAGCAUUGAAUGCCCAGACAGCGGUGCAGUUUCAGCAGUAUGCUGCCCAACAGUAUCCAGAGAGCCCUGAGCAGCAGCUGGGUCUCAUACGCCAGCUGCAGGAACAACACUACCAACAGUACAUGCAGCAGCUCUACCAAGUCCAGCUGGCUCAGCAACAGGCAGCCUUACAGAAGCAGCAGGAGGAUGCGGUGGUGCAGGCUACCCUGGAGGUCACAACUGAGCCUGUAGCUGCAGUGCCCCCGGCUAGAGAGGAGGUCCCCAUGCUCAACGGCCAGUCGGACUCCCACUCUGAGAGCAUGGACAAAGAGCCAGAACCCCUCGAGCCUGCCGACGAGGCCACUGAGAAUGGACCCAUGGGUACACGCACGCAUCGACCAGCAGACUCUUCCCCGGUCAUCGCGGCUCCCUCCAUGUGGACGCGGCCCCAGAUCAAGGACUUCAAGGAGAAGAUCCGACAGGACGUGGACAGUGUGAUCACGGUGGGGCGUGGUGAGGUGGUGACGGUGCGUGUGCCCACCCACGAGGAGGGCUCCUACCUUUUCUGGGAGUUCGCCACGGACCACUACGACAUCGGCUUCGGGGUCCUCUUCGAGUGGACUGAUGCCACCAACGCCUCAGUCAGCGUGCACGUCAGCGAGUCAAGCGACGAAGACGAGGAUGAGGAAGGGGAGCCUCCCAGGGAGGGGGUGAAGCUUAAGAAGGGGGCAGGGAAGCCCCAGGUGGAUGAGAUAGUGCCGGUGUACCGGCGGGACUGUCACGAGGAGGUAUACGCUGGCAGUCACCAAUACCCCGGCCGUGGAGUCUACCUGCUCAAGUUCGACAACUCCUACUCUCUCUGGAGGUCCAAGAGCGUCUACUACAGAGUCUACUACACCAGAUAAGCCUGGAGAUGGACUGGGGGAGGGUGGGGUGUGCCUGUACAUUAAGAGAGGGGGAGGGGGGUGAGAGGAUCUGUUCUGGACAAGACCACCAGAGGGUGACAGAAAUGUCAGACUCAGUUUGGAGAUGGGAACUUCUAUCUGUUUGGUGUGUGUGUGUGUGUGUGUGUGUGUGUAUACACCUCGUUGGAGUUUGGGGGGGAAGUUAACGCUGUAGUCUGUUCGCCGACCUGUCUUUUCUCUCUGAGACCACCUCUAGGACUCUGUAUUAAUGUCUGUCUUCCCUGCACAAAGGUCAUCUAACCCACAGUCUAUGUUCUGUCAUGUCAUGUCAUUGUUAUGGCUGUGCUUCUAUCUGACUGAGACGCUUCUUAACCGGAGUUUACAUAUUUCAACACAGAGCUGAAGUUCAUACAGGGUUUUGUCCAAUGAGAGAAGUCCUGGACAAACAGAGUCCAAACAGAGUGACACACUACACUACAGCACCAUGCCUUUGUACUAUAGCAGGAGUCCCUUAUACACCAACACUGAGUAACACACUCAACUGAACAGUCAAUCGCUCCUGUAGUGGCAAUACUGCUGCGGAAAGAGCUACACCCAGAUCCACAUGAACGCCUAGCCCCUACCACCUACACCCUACUGGGAUCUGAGAGGGUUGGAUUAUAGGCAUAAGCAAUACGGCUUAUCUGUGCAAACUUUACACAUCUCCACAAGUACAUAGGGAGACGGGGCUAGGGGUAGAUUGGGUUCUAUUCUACUGAACGAGGGAUCAUUGAGAAGUGGGGAAGGGUUAUUGGUGGUGGAAGAGGGGAUAUGACAUGUACAUUGGAAAGUAUGGUUGAGGCCUUGUAAAUUUGGGCAUCUCGAAAUGGAAUGCUGAAAAAAGGUGAUUGUCUAAAAAGGAUUUAAUAAAUAUUUAUUUGCCCUUUCUUGUAGAGUAGGAUCAUUUUUGUGUCUGUAUAAUAUUUGGGUGUAUUUCAUCUCCAGUGGCCUCCCUGCUUCAGGAGACAUGUCUCUUUAGAUCAGGGUUCCCAAAUCGGUGGCCUGCAGGUGAUUUAAAAAAAAAUAAAUUAUUUGGUCCCCUAAGUUUAUUUGGUCCCCUCUGUAGGACAGAAGACUAAAAUCAACAGGAAAUCAGCUCAGUGAUUUUUAAUUUAGGAGAUCUGUUCCCAAGUAUUCCCACACAGAAAUAGAAAGGGAUACGAUCACAUAUGCCAAUGUAAUCGAGGUUUAAAAUUAUUCAGUUUUUGAAUCUUGCAGUCAAUUUGCAGUGUAUAAAUUAUAAUUGUUCGGCCUCCCGACUAUCCGCUCAAGGAGAACUGGUCACAUGGCUGAAUGUAAUGGACCCCGCUUUAGAUGCUUGCUUUUCUUUAUGGCCGCUGGUCUCAGGACAUGACAGGUUUCCAUCCUUAUCAUUUUCACCUGUCGGUCUAUCCCUAUAAGAGGGCAAGGAAAGCAAGCCAGUAAAGAGUAUUGGGACAUACCACAUGUCUGUUCAGCGGGAGACUGGACACUGUCCUCUAUUGGCAAUUGUGUGUUGAGUUUGUCACUAAUUUGAUUUGACUCAUACAUACGCUAACAAUCCAAGAAGAUUUUUGCCUUUUGUUUUGGUCAUUUCACUGUUACAUCUCUAUAGCAUUUAAUCUUUCAGAAGUCCACAGCCAAGCACAAUAUUGGCUGCAUUUAUGUCAUCAUUUGAUGGAUUGAUUCAGAUUUGUCAUCUCAAAUAUGGCUUUGAACUAUCGCUAAUAAACUGGUCAUUCAUGUCUCUGGUUGAGAGUAAUGCUCUCUGGUCACGUCUAGCUCUCUGGUCGUUCAUGUCUCUGGUUGAGAGUAAUGCUCUCUGGUCACGUCUAGCUCUCUGGUCGUUCAUGUCUCUGGUUGAGAGUAAUGCUCUCUGGUCGUUCAUGUCUCUGGUUGAGAGUAAUCAGUUAUUGAGCUCAGACUGAGCUUAGUGUUUAACUCUUAUGAUUUCUGAGUUUAUUUUGCUGGCAUUAUUUGGUAUUGUUCAGACUGUUCACCUACCUUACAUCUGCAUGCUUUGUGUUUCACUUGAAGUCAGAUGGCCACCAGGGUUUGUUGAUGAGUUGUUCUUCUUUUGAAAGACUUUUCGAUGAAUCCUACUGUUUGGUUUCUGAUGGAUGACCAAGUCUCCUUUCAAAUGAGUCAACACGGGUCAGACUUGGGCUUAUCGGUAGGCCUGAUUCUAAUCACGACUCCCUCUCCUAGUUGGAUGUUCCUCCUUGUUGUUUUGUUCAUUUGUUUAAAGUACUUUUGCUCACCAACUAGUAGCCUAAUGAUACAGAUUGUUCAAGCCUUGUAUGUAAAUAAUUAUAAAUGGAUUUUAAGUGUGUGGGGGGGGGGGCACAAUGGGUUGAGAAGUGAUGCACUGUAGUAUGGUGAAUGAGAUUAUGUAUAUUGUUUCCCCAAAAAGUCAAACUCAAGUGUAAACUGAAAGACAAUGAACUGUGGAAAAAUGCUCAUCCAUGUUUGUAUUGCUUUGACUGUAUGUUCUGUAUUGAUCUGUAUGAGUUUGAAGAAUCUGGGCAUAUAUUUAACCUCGAUUACAUUUAUGCUCAUCUCUCUUACCUGAAUUUCUUCUCACGUGUUUUUAUUUUAUUUUUACAAUGUAAAUGUUAAAUUUAGAGGUACAUUUUGUUCUACUUUUUGUUACAGUCCAGGUGUUAAGAUUAUGUAGUAGACCUUCAUCAGUCUCAUUACAGAUGUUUCUUUUGCAAUCUUUUAGAAAUGAUCAUUUUAUAAACGUUGUGUACACUCUGUCCCAAAACAUGUGUGCCAGUUUUCAUGCAAAAUGUGUCAUUUUAUAAAAAUUAAAUUUGAGUUGAGAAUGUG
Messenger RNA from Oncorhynchus mykiss (rainbow trout), 4529 nucleotides. Its product is annotated as Golgi resident protein GCP60. Gene Ontology annotation, molecular function: fatty-acyl-CoA binding. Gene Ontology annotation, cellular component: Golgi membrane. Lineage: Eukaryota; Metazoa; Chordata; Actinopteri; Salmoniformes; Salmonidae. The record is from RefSeq and is a predicted model, not a curated record.